Molecule: messenger RNA, 1659 nt
Organism: Prunus armeniaca (apricot)
Lineage: Eukaryota; Viridiplantae; Streptophyta; Magnoliopsida; Rosales; Rosaceae
Source: the annotation of a GenBank genome assembly
AUGGCAAUAGAAACAACACCGAACGACAUCGUUUACCGCUCCAAACUCCCCGACAUCCCCAUCCCAAAACACCUCCCUCUCCAUUCUUAUGUCUUCCAAGACAAGCACCACUUGAGCUCCAAGCCCUGCAUCAUCAAUGGCACCACCGGUGACAUCUAUUCGUACGCCGAUGUGGAGCUCAAAGCGCGAAGAGUCGCCUCCGGGCUCAACAAGCUCGGAGUCCAACAGGGCGACGUCAUCAUGCUCUUGCUCCCCAACUCCCCGGAAUACGUCUUCGCCUUCCUCGGAGCUUCUUUUCGCGGGGCCAUGACGACCGCAGCGAACCCUUUCUUCACUCCCGCGGAGAUCCUAAAGCAAGCCAAAGCCUCAAAGGCGAAGCUCAUCAUCACCUUGGCAUGUUACUACGACAAAGUGAAGGACUUAUCAUCAUCAUCAUCAUCAGCCGGUCAGGGUGAUGUUCAUGAUAUUAAGCUCAUGUGCGUCGACUCUCCACCUGAUCCCAGCUGCUUGCAUUUCUCUGAGCUUCUCCAAGCGGAUGAAAACGACAUGCCGGAGGUUGACAUCGACCCAAACGACGUCGUCGCCUUGCCAUACUCGUCCGGGACGACGGGGUUGCCGAAAGGGGUGAUGUUAACCCACAAGGGGCUCGUCACCAGCGUGGCCCAACAGGUGGAUGGGGAGAAUCCCAAUUUGUACUAUAGCAGUGACGACGUCGUUUUGUGCGUGCUCCCCCUUUUCCAUAUUUAUUCUUUGAACUCGGUGUUGCUUUGUGGACUAAGAGCUGGAGCUGCCAUUUUGAUGAUGAACAAGUUCGAGAUUGUUUCUCUGUUGGGGUUGAUCGAGAAGCACAAGGUUAGUAUUGCCCCCAUCGUGCCGCCGAUCGUGCUGGCGAUCGCCAAGUUCCCCGAUCUCGACAAGUACGACUUGUCGUCGAUUCGGGUGCUCAAGUGUGGAGGGGCACCUCUGGGGAAGGAGCUUGAGGAUACUGUGAGAGCCAAGUUUCCUAAUGUCACGCUUGGUCAGGGUUAUGGAAUGACAGAGGCAGGCCCAGUGUUGACAAUGUCAUUGGCAUUUGCCAAGCAACCCUUUGAGGUGAAGCCAGGGGGAUGUGGCACUGUCGUCAGAAAUGCACGACUCAAGAUCGUUGACCCUGAAACUGGAGCUUCUUUGCCACGCAACCAGCCUGGAGAGAUUUGCAUUAGAGGUGACCAAAUCAUGAAAGGUUAUCUUAAUGAUCCCGAGUCCACAAGGGCAACCAUAGACAAGGAAGGUUGGCUACAUACAGGCGAUAUAGGCUUCGUUGAUGAUGACGAAGAGCUCUUCAUUGUUGAUCGGUUGAAGGAACUCAUCAAAUACAAAGGGUUUCAAGUGGCCCCUGCUGAGCUUGAAGCCUUGCUCGUUACCCAUCCUAGUGUUUCUGAUGCUGCUGUUGUCCCAAUGAAGGAUGAGGCCGCUGGAGAAGUUCCGGUUGCAUUUGUAGUAAAGUCAAAAAAUGCUCAGAUCACUGAGGAUGAAAUCAAGCAAUUUAUCUCAAAACAGGUUGUAUUUUAUAAGAGAUUAAAUCGAGUAUUUUUCAUUGAAGCCAUUCCAAAGUCGCCAUCUGGCAAAAUCUUGCGGAAGGACUUGAGAGCAAAGCUUGCUACUGGGUUUCCAAAUUGA